Molecule: messenger RNA, 937 nt
Organism: Centruroides sculpturatus (bark scorpion)
Lineage: Eukaryota; Metazoa; Arthropoda; Arachnida; Scorpiones; Buthidae
Product: ankyrin-1-like
Exons: 1
Coding region: 24-854 (276 amino acids)
Molecular function (GO): protein binding
Source: RefSeq, a predicted model, not a curated record
GGCUUUGCACCAAUAUCCAGGGUAUGACGGCUCUUCAUGUGUCUGUUAAACCGAAAGUUUUUAAUAAGGAAAUAGUACAGUUAUUUCUGGAACGAAGAAAUGCAAAUUACAACGUACAAGAUAAAGUGACCGAAAGCACACCCAUGCAUAUUUUAUGUAAAGUUUGUACAUUGGUGAAGAAUAUCCCUGCAUCUAUGUUGCAUGGUAUACUAACAGAGAUGGUAUCGAGAUGCAAUUUAGAAUUAAAAGAUAAAUUAGGAAACACGCCUCUUCAUAUAUUGGCCAUGGGGAAAAAAGAAGACGUGGAAGCUAUAGAGAUUGUUCUUUCAGCUAGACCUAAUAUUAACAUAAAAAAUAAUUUAGGAGAAAUUCCCGUAGCCACCGCAAUAGAUCACGGAAACUUUCUCUCGGCUCUGGCUAUGUUAAAAUGCCAAAUAGAUACAAAUGUUAGAGAUGAAAGCCAAUACACUUUGCUUCAUUAUGCAGCCAAGAAAAAUGCCAGCGAAGUGAUAAAAAAAUUGUUAGAAAAAGGAUGCGAUCCAAACGCUCAAGAUAUAGACGGUGACACUGCAUUGCAUAUUGCCGCCGGAAGAGGUUUCGCAGAGGCAACGCUCGCCUUGCUGAAAUAUCCGAAAGUGGACAGAAAUAUGCAGAAUUUUGGGGGUUACACUCCUUUGAUGUGUGCGGUUGAUAGCGGUUUCUUGAAAGUAGUAGAACUGUUAACAGCAGCCAACUGUGAUAUACACGCUAAGUCUCCAGAGACCAACGAAACAGCCUUGGAUAUCGCUAAAAAACUACUUAUAAAAAGAAACAGAAGAGAUAUCUACGAUUUUCUGAUGGAUGGAAAAUAUUAAAAUUCGAAAUUAUAUAUAUUUUAAAUUCUUAAUUUAUUUUUUAAAAUAAAUACUAAAUUGAUAUGAAAAUUAAGUUGUUAUUC